CGCAGACGAGUCAGGAAGUUCUCCCUCGGAAUCCAAGCGUUUCGGAAAUUUGGAAGUCUUGUAUUUUGCUAAAAUUCCACCAGUAUCCAUCGACCUCCAAUGACGGGUGGGUCUCUCAGACAGCGAAUCCAGAAGCUCAAGGAUUUCAUCACGGAGCCCACAAGUGAUCCGGAAGAAGACUUCUGGAAUAAACAUUACUCGAAGAACCGAAAGAGACUCGAGAGCCGAAACAUUCUCGUCAUUGGCCCAAAUCCAACGCCACAGCAGAUGGAGGAGUACCGCAAAAGGGAGGUGUACAACUCCGUUCCAGAUCAGGAGCAAUUCGGAAGGUAUAUCGAUCGAAGUGAUGAAGAGGAGACCGCUCCCAAAAAAAGGUUCACAGUGUGUGGAGUCCCUCUGGCAGGUUGAAGCUCUACUACUUCAUGCAUGAAGAUGAUGCCGUGUGUAUAAGACACCUGGUGGCCUAGGUGAGGCAAUGCUCAGCAAUGUGAGUUGUAAGCAGUCCACUGUCCAUAGCCGGCAGAAUGAACGUCAUAGUCAAGCAGAACAUGGGGUGUCAGGUCACUAAGGGUUGUCCAUGCUGCGACUGUGAAUAGCUGAAUGAAUCAUUUCAAACAUCAGAAAUGUUUGGGCCUGGCAGUGGUAUAGUUAGUUUCAGUAUUGCCUUCCAACAGCCCGUGUUGAGAACAUUUUGGAGCCCACGUGGUGCACCUGCAGUGCAGAUUUGCUGCAAUGG
Messenger RNA from Coccomyxa subellipsoidea C-169, 736 nucleotides. RefSeq lists its product as hypothetical. The record is from RefSeq and is a predicted model, not a curated record. NCBI's taxonomy places the organism in Eukaryota, Viridiplantae, Chlorophyta, Trebouxiophyceae, Coccomyxaceae. Bases 100 to 408 code for a protein of 102 amino acids. The transcript is spliced from 4 exons.